AAGAUAAAGACAAUGAUUUAUUUCUGUAAAGUUUGAAACUGUGAAAUGUUUUAUAUUUAUAUACUGAGCAAAAUAGUGAAAAUAGUUUAGUAUGUCUUUAAGAUAUCCCUAUAAAUAUUUUCAUAUGAAUUUAAGAUUGGGGUCAUUGUUUCAAACUAGAACAAACAAUCGUUAUAAUCUACAAGAAAUCAAAAACCGUUAAAACCGCCUAAUUGUAUUUUGGCGUUAAUGACCAUAGUUUAAACAAUGGAAAAACAAUGGGUUGUGUAACUUUUCUCUUUAAAAGAGAACUUAAGGUUUGAUGAAUUUGACAGAUGUAUACAAUAAUUAUCUUACAAAAUCUCCACACGAAAGAGCAAGUACUUAAACCCAAUGAUCAGUAAAAAGUGUUUUAACCUUUUAACAUACAGUUAGAUUGAGCAAUUAUUACUAUUCCAAAGGAAAGCAAGAGAAAAAGUAUCUUACAGAUUUUAUGAAGAGGAAGUAAGGACACAAGAGCCACUCCACCCAAAAUUUAAGAAAAUACAGUUAAAGGAUGGCACUAACAAAGGGUGCUCUGGAAUUAUUGUUUGACCGUUUGCAUCAUAACCAGAAUAAAUAUAUACCCGGGAUACUUCAAGAUGCCAUUGACGAGUACAGGAUGCUGGCCGCCGAGUUAGAUAGGGAGGAGAGAAGAAAGGUAAAUUACAUCAGGUCAAUGAUAGAGUAUUGCAGUGCUGCCAGAUGGGGUUUGGCGAGAAAUCAGCUUGAACCUGCUGAAGAGGAAUAUUACAGAUAUUUCUUCAGAAAACUUACACAAGCAAAACGGAUAAAAAGAUCUCCAGUCGCGCUACUUUCGGGCUUACCAAGCGAUCAAAGAAGGGAAAGUAAAUCAUUGGACCCGAGAAAACUCAAUACACGACAAUCUUCAGGAACACAUGCUUUACAAAAGGUCGCUGCUACAAGGCCUGCUUCAGAAACCAUUCAGAAGUCAACGAGAAAAUCUACAGAUCUCAGUGACUUAAGCACUAUACAGAAGAUAACACAAAAGUUUGAAGAAAUUUACAAAAACGAAUGGGCGGAUGCCCUCGAUGAGUUGGAACAUUUCAAGAUAAACGAGAGAGACGCUAUCACAUGUUUACUUAAAGUAGUGCUGGAUGCUUACCGAGUGUGUACUGUCGAGGCGGACUCACAGAUUGCAAAGCUGGAAAACGCAGCCUCAAGUAUAUUACUUGAAGGAGUCAAUUCAUAUGGUGAAAAACCUGAAGGCCGCAGGUCAUACCUGAUGGAAUAUAGACGUGGUAUUGCCUAUGUAUGCGGAGAAAGACUGCAAGAGACGUUCAUACGCCGCUAUCUACCAGAAAUUAUCCGAAGCAUCGGUGUCUACCAAAAGGUUCGAAUUCAUGGGCCUGUACAUAAGUACGCAAGUCAGUGUGUAGCUAUCUGCUGGGCUAUGGCCAUAAUUGAUCCACAGGUGUACGUUGUGGAUGACAGAGACAAACCGAGACUCUUUAAUAGAGAGUUAUACAAAACAUAUUCCAAUUCCGGUCUGUCCGUCGAUUACUAUGUUUGGCCGCCGCUGUUUUCUCACAAAGGCGGAAAAUUGUUGUCAAAAGGAAUUGCGCAAGGACAUUGAU
This is a messenger RNA of Mercenaria mercenaria, 1616 nucleotides long. RefSeq lists its product as uncharacterized. Bases 536 to 1615 code for a protein of 359 amino acids. The record is from RefSeq and is a predicted model, not a curated record. The transcript is spliced from 6 exons. NCBI's taxonomy places the organism in Eukaryota, Metazoa, Mollusca, Bivalvia, Venerida, Veneridae.